Myripristis murdjan (pinecone soldierfish) is the source of this 2192-nucleotide messenger RNA. It is a transcript of the gene slc35b1, whose product is annotated as solute carrier family 35 member B1. The record is from RefSeq and is a predicted model, not a curated record. Gene Ontology annotation, molecular function: UDP-galactose transmembrane transporter activity; UDP-glucose transmembrane transporter activity. Bases 436 to 1428 code for a protein of 330 amino acids. Gene Ontology annotation, biological process: UDP-galactose transmembrane transport. The transcript has 9 exons. Gene Ontology annotation, cellular component: Golgi membrane; endoplasmic reticulum membrane. NCBI's taxonomy places the organism in Eukaryota, Metazoa, Chordata, Actinopteri, Holocentriformes, Holocentridae.
CAACUUUAUCCCCCUAUCCUGCUGCUUUCAUCCCAAUGAAAACAGAGGAACAGCCUCUGUGCGCCUCUCGGACAGUGCAGCUCCACCUCAGCCGGGACGGAGAUGGGAUGCUUUUGACACACCGGUACACGCCGCUGAUAAGUUGGACUAAUAAUAAAAACCCAAACAAUAAUGACAUGACAGCUGCCUGUGCGUCCCUGCAGUUUCCCACCGCCCAGCGUUAGCGCGACAUUGUGGCCGAGAGGCUUGGGAGGAAAUUGCCCGGUUUGAGUGUAGCUAUCUCCCCGUUCACUGGGGCAACAAGCGGGAACCAUUUCCGGACCCGUGACAGCGGCUAUAGUGGAGCGGGAGGUCGGCCUGAGGGCCAGCGGCGGCGGCGGCGGCGGCGGCGGCAGCGCGGUUUCGGUCUCCAUACCGGGAUUGGUCGAGGACAGCAUGGCUGCGGGGAGAGGAGCUUCGACGCCCGGCUCGCUUUUGCAGAAUGAGCGGGUUCGGUUCAUCGUGUGUUUCCUGGGAGUCUUCGUGUGUUAUUUCUACUACGGCAUAUUGCAAGAGACUAUCACUCGAAGCGAAUAUGGUCAGGGGGACGAGAAGGAGACGUUCCGCUUCGCCCAGACGUUGGUCUUCAUCCAGUGCAUCAUCAAUGCUAUGUUUGCAAGGAUCUUGAUCCAGUUUUUUGAGGGCUCCAGACCGGAUCACACCAAGAGCUGGCUCUAUGGGUUGUGUUCCCUCUCUUAUCUGGGAGCCAUGGUGUCCAGUAACUCGGCCCUUCAGUAUGUCAACUACCCCACGCAGGUAUUGGGAAAGUCCUGCAAACCAAUACCAGUGAUGAUCCUCGGCGUGACAAUCUUGAGGAAGAAAUACCCGCUGGCAAAGUACCUGUGUGUGCUGUUGAUUGUGAGCGGCGUGGCUUUGUUCCUCUACAAACCCAACAAGAGCUCGACCACAGCAGAUGACCACGUUUUUGGAUUUGGGGAGAUUCUGUUGCUGCUCUCGUUGACAAUGGACGGUCUGACCGGCGUGGCCCAGGACCACAUGCGGGCUCGAUUCCAGACGAGUCCCUACUACAUGAUGCUGAACAUCAACAUGUGGUCCAUCCUGGUGCUGGGACUUGCGGUCCUGUGGACAGGCGAGGUUUGGGAGUUCCUGAGUUUCACCGAGCGCUUCCCCAGCAUCUUCUACAACAUUCUCCUGUUUGGAUUAACCAGCGCUUUGGGUCAGACCUUCAUCUUUAUGACGGUGGUGUACUUUGGACCCCUGACCUGCUCCAUCCUCACCACCACGAGGAAGUUCUUCACCAUCCUUGGCUCGGUUAUUCUGUUUGGCAACGUCAUGAGCUCCAUGCAGUGGCUUGGGACCGUCCUCGUGUUUCUUGGUCUUGGUUUGGAUGCCAAGUUUGGCAAAACCCCCAAGAAGACGACACACUGAAGCAUCUGCAGCGCCUGAUAGACAGAAAAAUCACAGGUCAAAUGGACAGCACUUCUAUAGCCAGUAACUUACUUUCUCAAGACAUGCUGUACAGGCCCGCGUGCCUAUGAUUUGUUCCACUACCGUUUUAUUUUUAACUUAACUGUGUUCAAAAGAGAUGCCCUGUAGUUUUCAACUCUGACUAAUGUGUACUUUUGAUAUGUCAUAUGUCAUAAAGACGUGUUUUACUCGGGAUCAAGGCCAGUCAGGGCUGUCGGAAGGCUUCAACGAUGACUUCGACCACAUUAUGACAUGUUUUUGUGGAGAAAUUCAGACUGGAUGAAAGAGUCGGGUGGAAAAAAAAAAAUCUGGAUGAAAUCCUUAUUGUUAUUGAAACCAGCUCUUUUCCUUUUGAAGAACAUUAUACCAGACAAGGCCUAAGAAAUACAUUUCCAGCAUUUAACUCAUGAAUUUAUCACCAAGGAACGCCUGGCUUCUCAAAGUUUUCCAAGUUUUACGUUGACACAAAACCAGGCACAGAAAAUGUUUUGACUCUAAAUUGUCAGUCGCUAGAACAUGUGCAAUCUCCAUGUGUGUUUUCUCUCUUGGCAAACAAUUUGCCAAGUAUCAUGGCAUUUAUAAAAUAUAAACGGUUGUAUGUAGUCCUUUGGGUUAUGUCAAAUCCCACUGUUGAAUUGUCUUACAAUGUUUUUUUUGUUUUGUUUUUCUACAAAUGGAAAAUGGCUAAUCAUAAAAGGGAAAUUGUGAUAUAUCAGACCAACCUA